Molecule: messenger RNA, 1650 nt
Organism: Lentinula edodes (shiitake mushroom)
Lineage: Eukaryota; Fungi; Basidiomycota; Agaricomycetes; Agaricales; Omphalotaceae
Exons: 3
Coding region: 1-1650 (549 amino acids)
Biological process (GO): regulation of DNA-templated transcription
Molecular function (GO): DNA-binding transcription factor activity
Source: RefSeq, a predicted model, not a curated record
AUGCACAGACCGUCCCCUCUUCCUUUGCCAAUGGCCCAAAUUAUUGCCUCUGACGCUCCUCUCCUCUCGCCAACCGGCGACUCUUCGUACCAACAAUCCCUUUCCAAUGACUCUUUCACCUACAACUAUUACCUACCUCCAUCACCUCCAAAUUCUGUGGGCUCUCUCGUCGCAGAUUCUCCAAUUCCAGCAGAAAGAGUUCUCAAGAUGAGAGUAGCCGUCCCUGACCGCCACGACGGUCAGGAAAUGUGUAUCUCUACUCAUAAACUCUUCGAAUCUCAUGGGGUUCACCAACCUCAUAGUCCAUCUUCUCCUUCAUUCGAAAGCACUGCCUCGAGACCAUCAAUAGAUGAACAACCGGUUGUUACCUCCCCAAUAGCGUCUACUGCGACGCUAAAACGUUCUGCGAGUCCGACUCCUUCCGCCUCUCGGAAGCGCUCCGUCGGCGAACGUAUAAGCACCAAGGACUUUAUUCCACCAGACGUAUCUGGCCUCUCAAAACGCGAAGCACGGUUGGUGAAGAACCGUGCUGCCGCAUUCCUUAGUCGGCAAAGAAAAAGAGAAGAGUUCGAGACCAUGGAGAUACGUGUAGCUGAAUUGGAGCAAGAAAAUGCUAGGUUGUUAGCUAUUAGCCAAAUGACCGAAUCUUUUACGCAUCCGAAAUCUCAGUCAGAAAGCGAGCUCGCUUCGGAAGUAGAUAUGCUUCGGGCCCAGUUGGCUGAUGCACGACAGCGAGAGCUUGAACUCAGUCAGGAAUUGGCCACAAGAUCUACCCCUAGGGAUCCUCCAGUGAAGAUAGAAGCUGCUGAACCAAGUUUCCCACUAUCAUCCCCUCGCUCGCAAUCGCCGCACAAAUCAGCAGCUAGCCUCGGACUUAUGGUGCUAUUAUGUGCUCUACCCACCCUCCUCUCUAUGCCCACUCAGAGCUCUUUCCCGACGUCUUUCUCGCUACCUUCCGCCUUUCCGGCAUCACCAUCAUCUUCUGACUUUAAUUCCAUCUUUCCACCAAACUUUGACUGGUCACGGAACUCCAUCAUGGACUUGGAAACGGAUGAGCAUGGUAGAAUAAUGCCCGCUCCUCAGAAACUCGAGUUCUCAAAUCCGGAACUUUCGAAGUCCCUUGGCGCUCUCGGUGGUUUGGAUAUCUCCUUUGAUGCUGUUCCUCAAGAGAACGGCAAGAUUCGUGUCCGCAUCCACCCGUCUUCUUCGGCGUCAUCGCGCGCAGGAUCUCCGGGGCUAUCUAACCCUGUUUCGAACUCAAAUGGUCACGGUGCGCUCGGGCUAGAUUUAUGGGGGCUUCCAGAUUCAGAUAAUCCGACAUUACAAGCAGCAUUCUCCUCUGACCCUUCGUAUUAUGGCGGUGCUUCAUCAAGUUUCACGACGUAUUCGUCUUCCAGCUCAAAUGGUGACCCUUUUUUGGGAGUUGGUGGCCCAUCACACAAUGAUUUCGGAGGUCUAUCUCCGUUCUCUUCGACUUCAUCGUUUGGUUCUGGAGACAUGGACUAUGAUUUCGGCCGUGCUUCCGAUUACUCUCCAUCUCUGACAGGAAGCGAUAGCUUGUCGGGCAACAAGCGUCGUGUGAGGAUUGCUCUCAAGAGUAUGCCUGCCACCGGUGGUGAGGGAGGCGAAUGGGAGGUUCAAUUUUGCUAA